UAAUUGACUCAAUUUCAAAGGGGAAUAUUCCACUUUCUUUCCUUGCAAUGUAUCCUUUCUUGUGCUUCGUUUCCAUCACUGAUUCCCUCUCCAAAAAAAAGAGCUUCUCCAUACCUACAAAUUGAUGUGCAUAUCGCCUCUCAAGAGCUUAUAAGUUCACUACUCAAUCCCCUUUGCCUUUUCCACUUUGUCGGCGCGUGAUCACUUUUUUUCUGUUGCUCGAUUUCACUGUUUGUUGAGGAAUUCGGCGCCGCUUCUUGUAUUUAUCCAUAUAUCUUUUGUAUUGUGGUGAAUUAUUCCUUAGAUGGGCUGUUUUCAUUCUACAACACGAAAGCAGUUUCCUGGACAUGAAGAUCCUGUUCUACUUGCUUCCCAAACGGCUUUUAGUGUGAGUGAAGUUGAAGCAUUAUUCGAGCUGUUCAAGAGCAUUAGCAGUUCCGUUAUUGAUGAUGGGCUUAUUAAUAAGGAAGAUCUUCAAUUGGCUUUGUUCAAGAAUAGGAAAAAGGAGAAUAUUUUUGCAAAUCGGAUUUUUGAUCUAUUCGAUGUGAAGCAAAAAGGUGUAAUUGAUUUUGGGGAUUUUGUUAGAUCACUCAAUGUUUUCCAUCCAAAUGCUCCGCAAGAGGAUAAAAUCAAUUUUUCAUUUAAGCUAUAUGAUAUGGACGGAAGUGGAUAUAUUGAACGCCAAGAGGUUAAACAAAUGUUGAUUGCACUUCUUUGUGAGUCAGAUAUGAAGCUGGCUGAUGAAACUAUUGAGAUGAUAUUAGAUAAAACUUUUAUGGAAGCCGACAUUGACCAGGAUGGAAAAAUAGACAAGUCAGAAUGGCACAAUUUUGUGGUUCGAAAUCCUUCAUUGUUGAAGAUCAUGACACUCCCAUAUCUGAGGGAUAUAACUACGACUUUUCCUAGCUUCGUUUUCAACUCAGAGGUUGAUGAAGUUGCCACAUAAAAAAUGAUGCGACUCUACCUGUUUGUGAACCAUUAGUUUAGAGGACGUAUCAAGUUCUAAUUACAGCAGGCAUUGACACUUUGAAGCGAUGUGGCUCUUGAUGGACUAGGUGGAUAAUGCCGCCUUGUGAUUUUUGACGAGGUUGUGACUGCGUGGAACUUAGCACCUUUCUCCCCCCUAGCCCAUGCGCCGCCCCCUUCACAUUUGUAGAUUCCACAGUGUAUUAACAGUGUUUAGUAAUUGAUGUACCUUGCUACCAAGAAGCAUUUCUUGCAUCAAUAAACCUCAAACGUUUCAUGGAUUUAAAUGUUUUUGUCUUGAAAGAAAAACUGUUGACCUUAGACUAGACCUGAGUGUAUCACAAUACAGGCUGUAGAAGGUAGUGGUCUUGUGGUCAGUCUGAAACAAUUUUCUUAUUCAUGAGUUGCUAUGUAUUUAUAUAACUUGCCUUGCCA
Molecule: messenger RNA, 1401 nt
Organism: Salvia hispanica
Lineage: Eukaryota; Viridiplantae; Streptophyta; Magnoliopsida; Lamiales; Lamiaceae
Product: calcineurin B-like protein 9
Biological process (GO): calcium-mediated signaling
Molecular function (GO): kinase binding; calcium ion binding
Source: RefSeq, a predicted model, not a curated record